Acaulospora colombiana is the source of this 948-nucleotide messenger RNA. Lineage: Eukaryota; Fungi; Glomeromycota; Glomeromycetes; Diversisporales; Acaulosporaceae. The record is from the annotation of a GenBank genome assembly.
AUGACUAAAAAUCUUGCUGGUGACUACGGGGGGGGGCAGAAGUCAUAUCAACAAGAGGAUGUUGAAUUGAGACAAGUCGGUCAAAACCUGGACGUCUCUUCGUUUUUCGACGAGGUAUCCAAAAUUCAAGAUAUGAUCCGUCAGAUUCAAGAAAAUAUCAGUCGCAUAGACGAAUUGCAUGCCCGUUCCUUGGCCACAAUUAAAGAAGAGGAGGAGUCCAAACAAAAACUGGAAGGAUACACGUCCAACACAAAACAAUUGCUCGUUCAGGUGAAGGAUAGAAUCAGAAAAUUAGAGUCCUUGAAUUUGAGUCUGCCGUCUAACGCCGGAGAUCUGGAGGUCCGAAAGGCUCAGACAGCCAAUCUUCGGAAAAAGUUUUUGGAAACCUUGCAAAAUUAUCAGAACAUAGAAUAUCAGAACCGGCAAAAGUUCAGGGCAAGGAUGGAAAGGCAAUAUAAGAUUGUCAAUCCGACUGCUUCACAGGAAGAGAUUGAUGCUGCGUUAGAUAAUGACGAGGGUGAACAAGUUUUUGCUCAAUCGUUGAUGACGUCAACAAGAUAUGGCGCAGCAAAAGACGCUUUGCGAGAAGUGCAGGAGCGCCACGACGACAUUAAGAAAAUAGAAAGAACGAUCGAGGAACUUGCAAAUCUUUUUCAAGAGAUGCAACUGAUGGUGGAAGCACAGGAUGUGCCGAUUGCUACCAUCGAGGAGCAUGCGGAUCAGGUCAAUCAUGAUAUGGAGCAAGCUAAUGUACACAUGGAAAAGGCUUAUGAAAGCGCCAAGGGUGCCAGAAGAAAAAAGUGGUAUUGCUUUUUCAUUCUUAUCAUCAUCUUGAUUGUUGCCGCUGUGGGAUUAUACAUAUACUUGAAGCCAAAAUCUUCGGAUACCUCAUCUUCCACAACACAAACUAUUACUGCGUCCUCAUCAUCGGCACAGGCGACGGAGACA